Messenger RNA from Colletotrichum spaethianum, 798 nucleotides. RefSeq lists its product as uncharacterized. The record is from RefSeq and is a predicted model, not a curated record. The transcript has 2 exons. The coding region runs from base 1 to 798 and encodes 265 amino acids. NCBI's taxonomy places the organism in Eukaryota, Fungi, Ascomycota, Sordariomycetes, Glomerellales, Glomerellaceae.
AUGUUCGGAAGCGGCGCGCCGACUCUUGGAGGUCUUGAUAUCAUUGCGGAAGAGAAACAUAUUGAGCAAGUGUGGCACGAAAAAUGUGGGAGACUGACCGAGCUCAUCGCAGCAACUUUUGGCUUCUUCGACCUGGAUGCCAUCUUCUCGGCGGCCUUCAUCAUGAUCUUGACUCUCAUCAUCGACUCGACCUGCGAGGAGAGUCAGAAGCUGGCGCCUAGACCAGGCCUAUCUGAUGCCCUGGAGAUUCUCGACUACCUCGUCGGCCGAGGCAACGACUUUGCUUUACAGAGGGCGCGAGAAGUCCGGCGGAUGCGGGAUCACCUCUCAACCUUCCUGGAUAUACCCAAAAACAGCCCUAGUGAAUUCCGCACGAACCGACCAAGAACGGCAAGUAUCACUGCGGAAGGCAGACAGCCCUCGACUAUUGUCGUGUCGACAACGGGAGAAGAUGGUGACGGGACUCGGGGUAGUCAGCAGGGCUUUUCGGACUCGACAAAAAGUAGGUCUGCCGAAGGAGGCGGCCUGACGCCGGCCGGUCGGGCUAGUCAACUGGGGUCCAGGAGCCUGCUCGAUUCAAGUCUGUGGAAUGACAUCUCCUAUCUGUGGAUGCAGCCAGCAGCAGCAGGAAACGACGAAGCUCAACCGUUGGAGCAGGCCGAGGGAAUGGCGGACAUACUGCCGGAAGAUGCAUACGACUGGAAUUCCAUCUACCAUAACCAGGAUCUCGCUCUUACCGGCCAAGAUCUGGGCGACUUUGGGGAGUUGGAGAGACACAUCCUGGCGUUUGGCAGUUGA